AUGUCGGCUGUUCCUAUCCCCGGCUCCAACCCCUUCCUCAAGCAUAUCCUGGCAUCAAACAUCCACCAGCACGGGAUCCUUAGCCGCGAGUGGGACAGCGGCGUCUUCAACACACACCUCUGCAGGCUCUGCCGUGACUACAAGUACAAAUACCGAGCCCUCCGACGAAUUCUGGGCUUACCCAUCACGCCAUCCGACGACCCGCCAGUAGGUAGUUCGCCAUCACCCCUAAUCCCACCCCUAAACCCGGGAAGCGACAAGGGUCACCACCGGUCACUGACGCCACCGCUCCGACUCGGCGAUCGAAAAUUCCUCCAAUCCAUUCUCCGAUCUGGGAGCCCCUCACCGCCCCUGACCCCUCUCGCGCCGGCGUACAGUUCCCAACCGGGCGGCGGCAAGGGCAGCGGCGUGUUCCCGGCUUCUCCGAUCUGCUCGCCGACCACGAACAAGCUGACCCCGCGCCAGGAGCGCAUAGCGCGGGGCUACUACGCGGGCCAUGCCCACCAUUCCUCCAUCUCAUCCGAUCCAGCCGGAAGAGCCUCCCCCUUCCUGGUCCCUCCCAGUAUCCCAACUGCCGGUUCCCGCAGCAGCCUCACCAGCCGUCAUCCCGACGGCCAAACACAAAACCGCACAAGUGCAAGCAGCCAGGGCACUGGCACCUCAACAGCAGCCACGGCGAUCUCCACCACCUCGUCCUCAACUCUGGUGGGUACCGGGGGCCACUCUCCGUCCUCCCUCCGCAACGAGGCACAUCCCCCUGGCACUAGUAUCAACAGCAGCAUCCAAUUUCACCAUCCGAUCCCGGUUCACCCCGUCUUCGAGGGAAGGGCAAGCCCAACAUCCACAGCCAGACCGGAAUUCCCCUUGCGCCCAACGAGGCCGCAUGAGACGUCCCGAGAGAUAGCUGACUUGCUCACGGCAGCCUCGUCUAGAGGUGGUUCCACCGGGGUACUAGCAGCCAGGGGGCAGGGAAGAGACAGGGAAAGAGAAAGGGGAACGGCAACGCCCCCUCCGCCAUCAUCAUCAGCAGCAGCGAGACGCAUGCUCGUUCCGCCGCCGCCUCUGAGUCCGCCCCCUACGCGUGCGCUGCCCAGACCGCCGUCUUCUGCUUCUGUUGCUGCGAGAGGGAGUCCUGUUCCGGUUGGGCCGAGUCCCCUGUCUGUGUCUGAGAUGUCUGAGAUGGGGAAGGGGCUGGGAAGGUUGGAUGUGUCGGUAGAGGAGGGUGUGGGGGAGGGUGAGCCUGAGGGGAGGGUUUGA
Messenger RNA from Canariomyces notabilis, 1257 nucleotides. RefSeq lists its product as uncharacterized. Bases 1 to 1257 code for a protein of 418 amino acids. NCBI's taxonomy places the organism in Eukaryota, Fungi, Ascomycota, Sordariomycetes, Sordariales, Chaetomiaceae. The transcript has 2 exons. The record is from RefSeq and is a predicted model, not a curated record.